CCAGGGGAAGUCUCGCUGCUGGGGUUUCAUUAAAGGCUGUCUCCUUCAACUACCCCCUCCUUCCUUACGUCGGUCACGCUGACACUAGUCGCCGGCUCCCGAGCCCUGACCGAAAAGCCUAAUAAAAUGAAAAUCUGGGCGUCAGAGCACAUUUUCAACCAUCCAUGGGAGACGGUGACCAAGGCAGCGAUGCAGAAGUACCCCAACCCAAUGAACCCCAGUGUGUUUGGUGUGGAUGUACUGGACAGAAGCGUGGACACACAGGGACGGUUACACAGCACCAGGCUACUCAGCACAGAGUGGGGGCUCCCCGCCAUGGCAAAGUCUAUCAUUGGGGUAACAAGAACAUGCACUUAUGUUCAGGAACAUUCAGUAGUGGACCCUAAAGAGAAGACCUUUGAAUUGAAAUCUACAAAUAUCUCCUUCACUAACCUGGUAUCUGUGGACGAGAAGUUGACAUACAAGCCACAUCCGCAGGAUCCUGAAAAGACGGUGCUCACACAGGAGGCUCUGAUCAGUGUGAAAGGUGUCAGUCUGAGCAGCUACCUCGAGGGUCUCAUGGCAAAAACCAUCUCUGUCAAUGCCGGAAAGGGUCGGGAGGCAAUGGAGUGGGUCAUCAGACGAUUAAACACAGAAAUUGAGGAGUUGGCGGCGACUGCUCGCGGAACUAUACGUGUUCCCAUGGCAGCGGCUGUUGCAGACAAAUGAUCCUGGCCUUCUCCAGCUGCUUUCUCCACCAUCGUGAACCUCUCAGACAUUUCCUUUCACCUCACCUGCCACCACAGCCUAAUUAACCACAGCCCAUCUUUUUGGCCCUACUUAUUUUUGCGUACAAAUGUCACAAGCACUUGCUGUCUGUCCCUCCUUAGUAGUCCUCAUGGACGGGUUUGAUACCUGCCGCUGUGGGCAGUGACAGGGAGAGUUGAGCUGAUGACAGUUUAGAAACAAGCAGGGUUGAAUUUGACUGCACUUGAAGCUCAUGGGACUUAGUCUUGUGAUGUUAAAGCUCUUUUUUAAAAAUUCACACUGUGCCUCCACAUCAUCUCAUCACUUCCCUCUCUUCUGUUUUUUUCCCUUCUUCAUCUUAUAUCUUCAAUCUUGCACUUAUAUUCUCCUCUUGUUUGCAAAUUCUAGUCAACAGGUUCAGUACUUAAAAUGGCUGAGAUGAAGUCACUAACUUUUUCUGGAUUGGCUGACCUUGCUUUGUACAAUAGAACUGACCGAAACAUCUCAAAACCUAAAGUCCACCAAUGCGAAGAGGCUCUAACCGCUUGUAAAAGUAACCUGAAAUGUUGAACCUCCCAGCAUUUUUUCUCCACUGUCCUGUGAGAUCAGAUACUGAAAUUGUUGUACCAUCGGAUGGAAGUGAGCGAGUGUGUAUAAUCCUUAACAUUUAUAGAUCCAGGAUGAAGACCAGCUGCGGCUUGGUAUUUAUCGACAGUCUCAAUGCUUUUGCACAAAGUGGAACAGGGCACGGUGGGCUGGUUCUAUGGUCAUUCUGCUCUUGUUCUGGGUACAAAUGGGUUGACUUCUUCAAGUCUCUCUUGUCCUUGUUAGUAUUUUCCCUCAUGAUGAUGAUGUGUUGUAUAGUUAAGUGUUACAGUAUGAGACUGUGCAUUGAAUGUCUAACUUAUUUUCAACAUGUGUACUUAAAUACGCUUAUAGUGUCAAGAAGUCCUUAAAAGGUGUGGAGCUGCAAAAUGAGUGUAUGAGCACUGAGCAACAUGUUGGCACUUGUGUGUUGAAUGUGUUGUUAAAGUUCACCAGUGUUGCAGUAGCCGCUCUAAAGGGUUAAGUUCAGGAUUACAGCGUGUGCCAACAACCUCCUCUGUACUCCAUACUGACUAUAGAUGGUGUUAUUUGUGGUAUAUUUCUAUUAGUGAACAUUAACAAGACUGAUUGAUUGAUUUUAAAAGCUGUUGACUUGUGGUGUUUUUAUACUACAUUUCCCUUUUUUAUCCAGUAGCAGGCUGUCGGGGGCAGCACAGUUGACCUUUCUUCUUUCACAAAGGCCACGUUGAGAUGAAGGUGACACAGCAAGCGUGUAAUUCUUAUGUUUUCUUCCUUUCCUUUUCUCUCUCUAUAAAUUUUAAUAAGGACAAUUCUGCAAAUUGAUGUUUACAUUGGAGGGGUUUGUGACACAAUUAAGGCUAUUUUUUUGUUACAGUAGCAAUUAAUGGAGCUCACAUCACAAGUCUUCCAAGAUACUCCUCUGUUAGUUUAGUAAAGCUUGAUGUGUCUACAUCAUGUCAGUCUUUUUUCACACCUGCUUCCAGUUCAGCUACGAUUCUUCUUAAAAUCCUGGUCAUAGUUAAAUAACUCCAGCUCUUCAUGCACUGUCCAGCUCAGAAUCAUUCUGUUUGAAGUCCAGUCUGCCGCCUGAAUGACCGAUCAGCCAUUCAGUAUCCACACAGUGUCUCCUCAUGAAUAACGUCUUUUUUUUUUUUUUCUAUGGGGAACCUUUUGGGAACAGUGGCUGUAAAUAGGCUUGUAUUUAUAUUUUGGUGGUGUUACAUUCCAAGAAUGUGAACGUGUAACAGGAUCUAAAGAGUACACAUGAAAUGUUUCAAAAUAAAGAGAUGUCAUUGUUUCAUGAA
Molecule: messenger RNA, 2597 nt
Organism: Scatophagus argus
Lineage: Eukaryota; Metazoa; Chordata; Actinopteri; Scatophagidae
Product: PRELI domain containing protein 3B-like
Exons: 6
Coding region: 127-708 (193 amino acids)
Biological process (GO): phospholipid transport
Cellular component (GO): mitochondrial intermembrane space
Molecular function (GO): phosphatidic acid transfer activity
Source: RefSeq, a predicted model, not a curated record